AUGGCCGCUCUUCGAUCGCCAGCCACUUGGGAUGCCCUAUCAACAGGUGCCCGGCGUGGGUUAUCAUCAACCAUUAUCCCUUCCGUCAGCCAUCGGGUUCGAGUUCCGGAUCUCAAUCCCUCGAGUCAGCAGAGGAGAAGGGUUUCCAAUUCAUCUAGAGAGUAUAACCAAAAACACCAUCUCUAUUCGCCUGGAUUACCUCACAGAAUUAUCUCCCAUCGACAAAUACCAACGCAACGGAGCUUCUUGAACAACCAAGCGUUCUUCAGCACGAAAAUUGCCACUGCUCCUACUGUCCACAAUGUAUUUGAACCUGUUACUGGCACAUGGCAGUACAUUGUGUCAGAUGAAUCAUCCCGUGUUGCAGUCAUCAUAGAUCCAGUCCUGGACUAUGAUCCUACCACCCAAAGCAUCACCACUCACUCCGCCGACUUCUUACUUUCUUUAAUCAAAGAAAAGGGCUACAAAGUGGAAAGAAUUCUCGAAACCCAUGCACACGCAGAUCACUUGACAGCAGCAUCUUAUCUUCAAAAGCAGCUCAUGCAGCUUCAAGGCUUUCAGCCAUCUAUCGGUAUUGGCAAACGUAUUGAGAAGGUACAAAAGUUAUUCGGACAACGCUACGGACUUCCUAGUGAAGAAUAUGAAACUGUCUUCGAUAAGCUUUUCGAAGACGAUGAGGUAUUCAAUAUUGGUUCUUUAAGUGCUAAGGCUAUUCAUCUUCCUGGCCAUACACCAGAUCACCUGGGAUAUCAAAUUGGAGAUAAUGUCUUCUGUGGUGACUCACUCUUCCAUACCGAUAUCGGUACAGCACGCUGUGAUUUCCCAGGUGGUGAUGCAAGAGAUCUAUAUAGAUCAAGUCGCAAGCUCCUAGCUCUGGGAGAACAUGUCAAGAUAUGGCCGGGUCACGAUUACCCGCCAGAUGGACGAGACUCGCCUAUAGCAUGGACGAGUGUGGCGGAUCACAAGAAACAGAAUAAACAUGUUGCAGAGAAUGUAUCAGAGAAGGAGUUUGUGGCGAUGCGGACGGAACGAGAUGCGAAGUUGAAUGCACCCAGGCUGCUUCAUCCGUCUUUACAGGUUAAUAUUCGGGCUGGGCGGCUUCCCCAGCCGCUGGACUCAGGGCAUAGGAUGCUUCAUCUUCCAUUGAAAUUGAAUGGGUUGGAGUGGUGA
Penicillium malachiteum is the source of this 1170-nucleotide messenger RNA. RefSeq names its product MBL fold metallo-hydrolase. The coding region runs from base 1 to 1170 and encodes 389 amino acids. Gene Ontology annotation, biological process: glutathione metabolic process; hydrogen sulfide metabolic process. The transcript has 2 exons. The record is from RefSeq and is a predicted model, not a curated record. NCBI's taxonomy places the organism in Eukaryota, Fungi, Ascomycota, Eurotiomycetes, Eurotiales, Aspergillaceae. Gene Ontology annotation, molecular function: sulfur dioxygenase activity.